AAGAAUAAAGUGGGAUCCAAAAAGUCAGCGUGAAACAUGUGAUACGAUAUAACGACACGGUCCUAUGACUAAGUCCACUCCAAUCCGGUGACGUAAACAGCAUCACUCAUAGCUUCUUGUGACGCAGAUCCUUACGUAACCAUCGUUGACGCUAGACUUUUCUCUCUGUCUCUCUUUCUUCAUUUCUAUACUAUAUAUAACAGAACCUUCCAUUUCCUAAUUGGUAUCUAUCUUUAAAACAUACUUGAAAAUGCAAGGAACGAUUUCUUGUGCAAGAAACUAUAACAUGACCACCGUCGGGGAAUCUCUGCGGCCGCUACCGCUUAAAACUCAAGGAAACGGCGAGAGCGUUCGGAUGGUGGUGGAGGAGAACGCGGUGAUCGUGAUUGGACGGAGAGGAUGUUGCAUGUGUCACGUGGUGAGGAGGCUGCUUCUUGGACUUGGAGUGAAUCCGGCGGUUCUUGAGAUUGAAGAGGAGAGGGAAGAGGAAGUCUUGCGUGAGUUGGAGAGGAUUGGCGGCGGAGACACGGUGAAGUUACCGGCGGUUUAUGUAGGAGGGAGGUUGUUUGGAGGAUUAGAUAGGGUUAUGGCCACUCAUAUCUCCGUAUUCAAUAAAGAGAACGAAUCAAGAUUCUCUAAAGCUCAAGCAUGUUUACGAUUGAAUUAGGCUGAGUUGAAACAACAAAGAAUACAUUCAGGAGGACAAUGAAGAAAAGCUAGAAGGUCUUUUAGCAAAAAAAAAAAGAAAAAAAAAAUGCUAGAAGGUAUCAACAGUACUGAUGUAUUUGCAACGAGAUUAAUUGUAAAAUAGUGAUUAAUAUAUUUCAUUCUAA
Arabidopsis lyrata subsp. lyrata is the source of this 833-nucleotide messenger RNA. Its product is annotated as glutaredoxin-C9. NCBI's taxonomy places the organism in Eukaryota, Viridiplantae, Streptophyta, Magnoliopsida, Brassicales, Brassicaceae. The coding region runs from base 251 to 667 and encodes 138 amino acids. The record is from RefSeq and is a predicted model, not a curated record. The transcript is spliced from 2 exons.